Molecule: messenger RNA, 1090 nt
Organism: Tuber aestivum (summer truffle)
Lineage: Eukaryota; Fungi; Ascomycota; Pezizomycetes; Pezizales; Tuberaceae
Source: the annotation of a GenBank genome assembly
AUGGCGCAUCUGGUAAAAAGUAUGACAACACCCACAUCCUCCCCGCCCACCCCAUCCCCCCUGUCAAGAGGGGAGGCGGCCAAAUCAACACAGUAUCUCAUCUGAUAAUUUGGAGUUUUCCGCCGCGUAUUCAGUCUAUACGCAAGCAAUUCAUUCGAACACUGCCUCGCCAGCCCCCUAUUCAAAUAGAUCCGCUGCACUCUUGUCUUUAAAUAAGCUUCCUCUUGCGUUGAACGACGUUAAUCAAGCUAUCAAGCUCGACCCCACUUGGUCGAACGCCUACCGUCGGAAAGUAGGCGUUCUUAAGGCGCAACAAGAGCUGGACAAGGCAAAAGUAGUGUUCGAAGAGUCUCUCAAGGUGGGACUGGUGGAUCUGAAAUCCGGUCCCGCGGAAAAGCAAAAGGAAGAGGCAGAGAUCAAGAAGUCCAUCAAAAGUAUGCGUUACAGGCGACAGAUGAUCAAAAAACACACCUGUUACUUACGUUCGGUAUAGCCAUCGAUAAGAUUGAAGAGCGUCCAAGUUACCAUGAACAUAUCAUGAAGGAUACCGAGGAUGCCGUCGGGCAACGUGCAAUGCGUGAGUUUGAGCGGAGGUAUACCGCGGGGGAGCCGAUGGGUAGUUGGCCACCAAACGGGACCUGUUUGCGUAGAAUAUGGAUCACUUAUGUUUCCCACCACAUGACUAUUGACUAUUUGCUAAAUGUGGUAGUGAAAUGCAAUUUCAAAACGCACUCUCAAGCCUCCUCCAGUACCAGAAAUGACAAGUGCCAGGUGCGCCCCCAUGCGUGCUCGGAAUAUUCGGCCGCGUCCAGACUCUCGAGGAGCUUACAACUGCGCCAUUGGAGGACAGUCGAGCCACUUGCCCAAACGGGGAUGCCACAGAUAAAUUCCAACUUAGUAUCAACUCGAACAGCACCAACGAAACGCGAUCGACCCGGACCUAUCGCCUAAAUACACUAUCAUAACAUACAAUAAGCACCUUAGUCAGCUACUGCAGAGUGGACCAAUGAUCGAUAACUCCCGCGCUAUCUUUCACAUGGGGUCUGCCAGGCCUGUGUCUGAAUGGGGUCUUAUCCGUCCUGUGCUUUAG